This is a messenger RNA of Daldinia caldariorum, 627 nucleotides long. RefSeq lists its product as uncharacterized. The transcript has a single exon. The record is from RefSeq and is a predicted model, not a curated record. Lineage: Eukaryota; Fungi; Ascomycota; Sordariomycetes; Xylariales; Hypoxylaceae. The coding region runs from base 1 to 627 and encodes 208 amino acids.
AUGCCUCUUGGAGGCUCUUCUACAACUGUCGCCCAGCAGGAGACCUCCAAAAUCGCAGUAGUCGAAGACAAAGUGGCUACACUUGCCGACUUACAAGAGCAAUUACAAGUGGCGCAACAUAAAAUUGAAACCCUGGAGAAAGAGCUGGACUCUAACUGUGAUGCCCCAGAAAAGAUAGUAAACUGGCUAUUACGAGAAAGAUCCAAGCUCAGAUCGUCUUUGCAAAGAAGCGAAACGAAUCUUGAGGUCCAAGCCGAAAGGCUCCAGCAAGCUAUGAAAACGGAUCAGAUGCUAUUUGAGGCGCUUGAGGAGAGCUGGAAAGUUAUAGAAGAAGCCAUCCGCAAGGAGGCAGAGCGGACUGAAGAAGUUUCCGCCCUGCGAGAAAAGCUCAGGAUAGCAAAUAACAACGCCGCGGACGAGAGGCAGCUUUCUCGGUUCUUCUCACAGGAGGUCGAAGGCCUACUAAAACUCAUACAGACCCAACACAGCGAGAUCAACCAGCAUCAAUCGGCUAUCAAAAAUCUGAAGAGGAUCAAUAAGGUCCUGGAGGAAGAGAACGGAAAUCUCCGAGCCGAGAAUUCUUCUUCCUCGGCUGAUAGCAAGAAGACACUGCCAACGGAUACGUAG